ACAAACACACUUCACUCUUUCUUUCCAUUGAAACAAGAAUAAUGAAGGAGAGAUCAAAACCAUGGAGACCCUUCACUUCAAACUGUUGUUCAGCUGAAAACCAAACCAUUUUCAGCAACUUCAGCCGAUGUAAAACAUCUAAAUCAGAUUUCUCUAAGGACAUUGCGCCGUUGCCUUCGUUUCGAAGACUAUCUUUCUCUGAUUUGAGUCGUUCUUCAUCUGCGCGAAUCAAUGAGGAUAUUGCGCAGUCGUUCGGACCUGAUUUGUAUGAUUUUCAAUUGAGUGAAUUACGUUCCAUCACUCAGAAUUUUUCUACCAAUUUUCUGCUUGGAGAAGGUGGAUUCGGAACUGUGCAUAAGGGCUAUGUUGAUGAUAAUUUGAGGCAGGGAUUGAAGGCUCAGGCUGUUGCUGUUAAGCUUUUGGACAUUGAAGGCCUCCAAGGACACCGAGAAUGGCUUGCAGAAGUAAUAUUUCUGGGACAGCUGAGGCAUGGACAUUUGGUUAGAUUGAUUGGGUAUUGUUGCGAGGAAGAAGAACGUCUCCUUGUAUAUGAGUUCAUGCCUCGGGGGAGCUUAGAAAAUCACUUAUUCAAAAGGAUCUCAAUAUCAUUGCCAUGGGGAACAAGAUUGAAGAUAGCAAUCGGAGCGGCCAAAGGGCUAGCCUUCUUGCAUGGGGCUGAGCAACCUGUCAUAUACAGAGACUUCAAAACUUCCAAUAUUUUACUUGAUUCUGAUUUCACAGCUAAAUUAUCAGAUUUUGGACUUGCCAAGAUGGGUCCUGAGGGAUCCAAUACUCAUGUCACCACUCGAGUCAUGGGUACCUAUGGAUAUGCUGCCCCUGAAUAUAUCUCUACAGGUCAUUUAACUACAAAGAGCGACGUUUAUAGUUUCGGAGUAGUACUACUAGAACUACUAACAGGGAGAAGAUCAAUGGACAAAACAAGGACAAAGAGUGAGCAAAACCUAGUUGAUUGGGCAAAACCGUACUUAAAAAGCAGCAGGAGAUUGCGCUAUAUAAUAGACCCAAGACUUGCCGGCCAAUAUUCAGUGAAAGGAGCCAAGGAGAUGGGCAUUUUGGCCCUGCAAUGCAUAAGUUUGAACCCCAAAGACAGGCCGAGAAUGCCAGCCGUCGUUGAAACUCUUGAAAGCCUGCAAAAUUUCAAGGACAUGGCGAUUUCUUGUGGGCAAUGGCCAGUUUCAUCACCAAAAUCAACUAAAAAUGGAGUUUCUCCUAGAAAUGGGAAUUAUAGAAAAUCCUAUCCUGGAACUCCAAUCAGAAAAUCAUGAUUAUGAAGGUAGUUAAAUUAAGAUUUAUAAUCAAUAGUGUGUAUAUUAAGGUAAAGUUUAAUUACUUGUGUAUAUGUACAUAUCUAUGUGUGUAAAAAUGUGAAUGAUAUAUAUAUAUAUAUA
Molecule: messenger RNA, 1409 nt
Organism: Pistacia vera
Lineage: Eukaryota; Viridiplantae; Streptophyta; Magnoliopsida; Sapindales; Anacardiaceae
Product: probable serine/threonine-protein kinase PBL15
Exons: 5
Coding region: 42-1286 (414 amino acids)
Biological process (GO): protein phosphorylation
Molecular function (GO): protein kinase activity; ATP binding
Source: RefSeq, a predicted model, not a curated record